CCGCAUUUCGACCGCUAAGUUAUCGGUGCGGUCAAAUCAAACCGCAUAAAUUAACGGUUUGAUACGGUUUAAACCGCACCGCAUCUAGACCGCAAUUCAUUACGGUUUGUACAUAAUUAAAUAAAACUCAAACCCACCCAACUGAAAUUAAGUUCCAGAGAGUAGCUCUCCAUUAACAUCUCAUUACGAAAGAGAAAGACUGUUAAUGUGGGUAACAUAGCAUAAGCAAAAGUUAAGUAUAGACUGAUGACUCACCAUUUCUAGAGUAAUCUAAAGAGCUGAUGUAGUGGUAAUUGCCUCUAAAUUUUGUGAAACCAGUACACUAAAACCUAUUUGGUGCACUUCACUCACAAUUACACAGAAACCAACUAAGUCAAGAAAGCAUGAAUUGCAACUCUAGAGAAGAAAGACCUGGAAACCGCAGCAUAAAAAUGGUGAUGGAGAAGAAAGAGCUUUACCAAUUUCAAUUAGGCUUACUGGUUUCUAUCCUGUCUCUUCCAGUACUCUUUUGUAGUGCCUACAGUUCCAAACGUUCUUGAUAAGCAAAGAGACAAUGCAGCAUAAAAAUGGCGAUGGAGAAGAAAGAGCUUGACCAAUUUCAAUUGAGUGCGACCCUGGAUUUGAAGAGGGCAAAGAGCUUGACGGACGACGAUCUCGAUGAGCUGAAAGGGUGUUUGGAUCUUGGAUUCGGUGGGUUUAGCUACGACGAGAUCCCCGAGCUUUGCAAUUCGUUGCCGGCUCUCGAGCUUUGUUACUCCAUGAGCCAGAAGUUUCUUGAUGAUACUGCGCAGAAAUCUUCUUCUGCUGCCGAGGGAAUGGAUUCUUCUUCUGACGGAGUUGCUGCUUCGGAUCAGGCUGCGAGCAGAGACGGCCGAUUGCUGUUGUUGCUGAGGCUGUGGAAUCGGCGUCGACUGGGCGGCCGACGGGAACGGAGACUGGAUCGGCGGAAACGGCUGGAACAGAGUGUUCGCAGACGAGGCCGCUGCUGCGGUAGCGGAAACCGACGGGGAGAUCGCCGACUGGUCGAAGCCGACGGCGGAAGCAGCUCGCGAGGUGCAGAGGCGUACUAAAUCAGAUUGUGGUUUCAACUUCUCACUUCUGCGUACUCAAUCUUAGCGGAUUGUGGUUUCAAACCGCAACCGCGCGGUUUGGGUCAAUCUGAACCGUAAACCGCCAAGCACUUAACGAUUAGACCGCAAAUGAAACCGUUAGUUUAAUGAUGCGGUUUGGAUUGACCGCAUAAGCGGUUUGGGGCGAUUUGGAGCGGUUUGGUCAAACCAAUACCCACCCCUAAUGUCACAUAUGAAUUAGCGAGGAGCGCAUGAGAGCUUGGCUUAGGUGAGGUUAUUGCUAUCUUAUUUUUUUGCAUUCAAUCAUCAUAACCAUUUUUCUUUUAAAAAAAAAACUAUUUCAUGAACUAUUAUUACAUAAGAUUUGUUGUAAAUAAAUGCAAAUAAAAGUUAUUGUUUCCUAAGAGCUUGGUUUAGAUGAGGUUGUUGCUAUCUUAUUUUUGUGCAUUCAAUCAUGAUAAUAAUAAAAUCCAUCUUGGUUGAAUCCUAAACCAUUUCGGUUUAACGAGGAACCCAAUGAGUUUCAACCAUAAAUUGAAAGGUCGACAGAAAUAGAGAGCAAAAAAGCAGUAGAGAAACAAAUGUCAGAUAAUGUCACUGAAAAGCACAAGGAAACCACUUCGGGUUUGCCUGUGCAUCAGCUUUCAGCUUCUGUAUCUCCAACAACAGAAAAGUUGAAGAACGAGGAACUUAUAAAUUAUAAUAUUCCGAAUUCAGGAAAAGGCGCAAGAUUUAGAGUAGGUUGGAGGGAAGAAAUUAGUUAGAAUAUAAAUAGCGCCUAAUUGGUAUAAUGGGUCCAGUUGGGAGUGGGAAGGUCUAUUGUAAAUUUUCUACGGACCACACGCAUCACCGUCCGCUUCAUCCUGACUCUCCAUCUCGACCGUUAGUUUCCCAUCGACCCCUAGCCCCGUCUUUUCACCGAUCUCCCUACAUCGAUGCGAUGGCGGCUAGGCAAGUCUCUGCGUUGCACCACACGGCCCAACGGCGGGAGAAGCAUCCGUCAAGUGGUGAUUUUUGGCGUCCGCCGAGAUCUACUGUUGCUUACACCGGCUGUCCUCUGAUAGCCAAGAAACACUCUUCCUUUCUCCUUUUUCUUCUUCAUUCAACGCUAACAGUUAAUAUCUUGGGAUUAAAGAAGGAGGGCUUUAAUAGGAACAUGGCCGAACCCGUCGAUUUCAUGGCGGUGGAAUCCUAGCCCUUCAUACCCUCUAGACCGAUCCUCUGGCUAUCCAAGGUAAUCAUCUAAAACCCUUUUGUCUGUCGCUAAAUGAAUUGCUUAUCGGAAAAUAAUCCGCAACAAACAUGAUGAUGACCCAGCUUUAGUUAAUCGUUUGGUCCUCCUGCUAUUUGGAUUUUCAGUUACCAGUAAUGUCUAUACAGAUCACCAUUUUGCAAUUCUUUCUUUCUGGAAUGUGCCAAUUGAAUGGUAGUUAUUUGCUUGCAUUGACCACCGCAGGCAAAAAUUUAGCUGCUGCAACUUUUUACAUACUAAUUCAAGCUAUUGUUGAUAUUUUGUCUGAAUUUAAUUCCAAUGUUAUCCCCUGGAAUCUCUAUCAUAGAUGAUGAGGCUGUCUCCCCUAUUGGUAUUGUUAUGCUCUGUAAGUGAUUAUACUUGAACAUUAGAUAGUUGUUUUCCUCUAUAGCGAUUUGAGUUAUUUUCACCUACCAACGUAUAAAUAUAAUACAGAAAUUGGAAUGUUGAAGAAGUCACAAGGUGAAAGAAGCAACGAAGUUUCUUAUAAUCAGUUGGAUGUUAAACAAAAAUAGCACCGGAAAUUCAACCGAGGGGAAGAAUUUAAGUGGUCAUGGAUAACUUGGUGAAGUUCUCAUGUUGGUAUUAAAACUCUUUGUAUAUUGCGUAGAGUAUGAAGCCAAUAGAUAUGUGUCUGAUUGUUAAAAUGCACUAUGAUAACAUAUGUGACAAGGUAAACGGAAGAAAACUGAGUAUGUUCU
Molecule: messenger RNA, 3023 nt
Organism: Linum trigynum
Lineage: Eukaryota; Viridiplantae; Streptophyta; Magnoliopsida; Malpighiales; Linaceae
Source: the annotation of a GenBank genome assembly